CGGGACAGCCCCGGGGCCAGAAUUGGGCCCCGGGAAGUGGGGAGCACCUCGGGGUCCGAAGUGCUGCGUGACAGGGGAGACUGGACAAGAUGGACCUAUGGUCUGAGCCAGUAAAGGGCAGUUUUUGUCCUCUUCUGAGACUUAUCUCAGUUGAGAUUGAACACAAACGCCCUGGAAAUUUGGGCCCAACUUCAAAGUCAUCAUUUCAGAUUGGGGUUAUCAUCAUGGACAAAUCUGGAGCAAUAGAUUUCUGUGCUUUGGAGAGAGAACUACAGGCUGCUGUUGCUGCUGAUGAAAAGUACUGGAGAGAAAAUGAUGCCAAAUUCCGAGCUGUUCACCAGAAGGUGGCGUCCUAUGAAGAAUUUAGGGAUAUUGUGCGGGCAUCACACCUGAAGCCCCUGGAGAAAAAGGAUAAAUUUGGAAAAAAGAAAAACCUACUGUGGAAUUCCUGUGCAACCCAAGCUAAGUGCCAGCAGAACAGUGAGGUGGAAAUAGCCCAGGGGUUGGACCGAUUACCUGAAACCUCUACAGAAUUCUACAGAGAUUGGCGCAGAUGCUUAAAAAGUGGGCAAGAAAAAUACCGGUUCCUACUGCAGCUCGGAGGCACAGGCCUGGGCAGAAUCUUUCAAGCGGAUCUCGGCUUUGGCCUCCUGGGUGAGUUCCUCAGGGUGUUGGCAGAGAAUGUCUGUGGUGAAGACAGAGAAGCCACCCUGCAGAUCUUACAGAGCCUUUCAGAGACUAAGCGCUUUGGGCUCAAUGUGGAUCUCCUGAGCCAGGUGGAAAAGGAGAGCAGUAGGGACUUGUUUGAGAAACUGAAGAGCAUGAACAGAAAUUAUAGCACUUGUGGGCUUUCUGUUGGCAAAGCCAAGGCAGGAUCAGAAACUCUAGGGGAAGAACCAAGAGAAGCUGAGAGUGAAAUGCUUCUCCAGGGGUGUGGCCUGGGGAAGGAGGCAGAUGAGAGGAGGCUGAUGGAGCUGAUGAAAUGUUACCAACUCAUGUGAAGGAGCACAGGCUCACUGCAAGGGUGUUUGGGAGCAGAGUCCAGAGUAGGGAUCCUUCAGCUCCGCUCUCCGAUCAAAGAUCACAGGACUCUUAGGGUACAUGACACCUUGUCCCUAGCAUGUCCGAAGAGGAAUGGUUCCAAAUACAGUCUACCCGCCAGUUACUUGCAUUCACUGGGCCUGGAAACACAGUGGUGAAGCUGCUUUAAGGGACUUCCAUGCAGCCAUUGUCAAGCACCCCAGAGACCAAGGUCUUGAGAGUGGCCAUGUGAGUAGACAUCUCUAAGCAGCUGCGCUACCGAAUUUCUGUGCCCAGUGCACAUGAGUGGGUCUGUGUGGGCUUGGGGGUAUCCUUCCCUGAACAUGCAAGGGACCUGGUGUAGACAUACCCUGAGAAUUCCUCUCUGUAGAGUGUUGCCGAUCUAAUCCUCUCUGUAUCUGUCUUAGUACCUAGCUUAGUUGCUUACCCCAGUACAAAUAAAUGUUAGUUACAGAAAGAAUGGUAUUGCAGGAAUUGGGAAAGUGCCAUGCACAGAAAGGAAUCCUUGCUAUAAAUAGGGAAUAAUCAGUAGAUUAUCUGAGGACAAAGCUAUAAGGGAGUCUUUGUGGUAUUAGUAGGGUAAAAAAUAAAAUCAAAAUCAAUUCCUCA
This is a messenger RNA of Gavialis gangeticus (Gharial), 1650 nucleotides long. RefSeq names its product coiled-coil domain containing 103 (gene DNAAF19). The record is from RefSeq and is a predicted model, not a curated record. Lineage: Eukaryota; Metazoa; Chordata; Crocodylia; Gavialidae. Gene Ontology annotation, cellular component: outer dynein arm. Gene Ontology annotation, biological process: inner dynein arm assembly; epithelial cilium movement involved in extracellular fluid movement; determination of left/right symmetry. Bases 90 to 1001 code for a protein of 303 amino acids. The transcript is spliced from 4 exons.